GGUUCUGUGGAAAUGAGACGUGAAGUUUUUCCUAUUUAAGGCUCGGCUUAUCAUAGUAUCUAAAGAAAUCACACUGUCCGUAUAUGGUUGCUACGGAUGGCUCCUGCUUGCCAGAGCUGCACAAAGAUAAUCGCUCAGGAAGUGUUUCAGCCAAUCCCCUGAAGCUUUACAUUCAGAUUUACCGAAGUAGCCAAUCCGGGAUUAGCUUUUAUUAGGAAGACAGAUCAUCAAGCUGAAGUGCCAAGCCCUUUCUGCCUGAGUACUGAGAGCCUGUCCUCCAUGUUUUAUAAGUAUUGACAUAACACUGUGUUAACAAUGCAUCCACAGAGCUUGGCUGAAGAGGAAAUAAAGGCAGAGCAGGAGGUGGUGGAGGGGAUGGAUAUCUCCACUCGAUCCAAAGAUCCUGGCUCUGCUGAACGCACAGCACAAAAAAGGAAAUUUCCCAGCCCUCCACAUUCCUCUAAUGGCCACUCACCACAAGAUGCAUCAACAAGUCCUAUAAAAAAGAAAAAGAAACCUGGUCUAUUGAACAGUAAUAAUAAAGAGCAGUCAGAACUAAGACAUGGUCCGUUUUACUAUAUGAAGCAGCCACUCACCACAGACCCUGUUGAUGUUGUACCACAGGAUGGACGGAAUGAUUUCUAUUGCUGGGUUUGUCAUCGGGAAGGCCAAGUCCUCUGCUGUGAACUCUGUCCUCGGGUUUAUCAUGCUAAGUGUCUGAAACUGACAGCGGAACCAGAGGGGGAUUGGUUUUGCCCAGAAUGUGAGAAAAUCACAGUUGCAGAAUGCAUAGAAACACAGAGUAAAGCUAUGACAAUGCUCACCAUUGAACAGCUAUCAUAUUUACUGAAGUUUGCACUACAGAAAAUGAAACAGCCAGGGACAGAGCCAUUUCAAAAGCCAGUUUCACUGGAUCAACACCCAGAUUAUGCAGAAUAUAUCUUUCAUCCAAUGGACCUUUGUACAUUAGAGAAGAAUGUUAAAAAGAAAAUGUACGGUUGCACUGAAGCAUUUUUGGCCGAUGCCAAAUGGAUUUUGCACAACUGCAUUAUUUACAAUGGGGGAAAUCACAAAUUGACACAAACAGCAAAAGUCAUCAUCAAAAUCUGUGAGCAUGAGAUGAAUGAAAUUGAAGUAUGUCCGGAAUGUUAUUUAGCUGCUUGCCAAAAACGAGAAAAUUGGUUUUGUGAGCCUUGUAGCAAUCCCCACCCUUUGGUCUGGGCUAAACUCAAAGGCUUUCCAUUCUGGCCUGCUAAAGCACUGAGGGAUAAAGAUGGGCAAGUUGAUGCCCGUUUCUUUGGCCAACACGACAGGGCCUGGGUUCCAAUAAAUAAUUGCUACCUCAUGUCUAAAGAAAUUCCUUUUUCUGUGAAAAAGACUAAAAGCAUCUUCAAUAGUGCAAUGCAAGAAAUGGAGGUUUAUGUUGAUAACAUUCGUAGAAAAUUUGGAGUAUUUAAUUACGCACCUUUCCGGACACCAUAUACUCCCAAUAAUCAAUACCAAAUGUUAUUAGACCCUGCAAACCCGACUGCUGGAACUGCAAAGACAGACAAACAAGAGAAAAUCAAACUGAACUUUGAUAUGACAGCAUCACCCAAAAUUCUAAUGAGCAAGUCUAUGCUGAGCAGUAGUACUGGUCGUAGGAUUUCAUUGACAGAUAUGCCACGGUCACCAAUGAGUACAAACUCAUCAGUUCACACUGGAUCUGAUGUUGAACAGGACGCGGAGAAAAAAGCAACUUCCAGUCAUUUUAGUGCCAGUGAAGAAUCCAUGGACUUUAUUGAGAAAAAUACAGCUUCUCCAGCACCAACAAGAACGGGUCAAGCAGGGAGCUUGUCAGGCAGCCCCAAACCUUUUUCUCCUCAAGCAUCAACACCAAUUUCUGCUAAGCAAGAAAGAACUUCCACUCCAGGAAGCAUUCUGAAUCUUAACCUUGAUCGUAGCAAAGCUGAGAUGGAUCUAAAAGAGUUGAGUGAGUCAGUCCAACAGCAGACCACUCCCGUGCAACUCAUUUCACCAAAACGACAGAUACGUAGUAGGUUCCAGCUUAAUCUUGACAAGACAAUAGAGAGUUGUAAAGCACAACUUGGAAUAAAUGAAAUAUCUGAAGCUGUUUAUACUGCAGUAGAACACAGUGACUCUGAAGAUUCUGAAAAAUCUGACACCAGUGACAGUGAAUAUAGUGAUGAGGAUCAGAAAUCAAAGAACGAUCAAGAAGAUGGAGAGGACAAGGAAGGUACAAGAAGUGACAAAGAAUCAUUGAGCUUGAAAAAAAAACCUAAGCCCCCAGCACAGAAUGAAGACAAGGAGGAACUUAAAAGCACAAGUCCAGAAGUGGAGAAAACAGAUGACCUGGUCAAAGAAAAGGCAAUUACAGACACUGAAAAAGAAUUUUCUGAAAAGGGAAAAAGUUUACAGCAUCCUGCAAAAGAAAAACUGAAAGGUAAAGAUGAAACAGACUCUCCAACUGUGCAUCUAGGACUGGACUCUGAUUCUGAGAGUGAACUAGUCAUCGAUCUAGGAGAUGAUCAUUGUGGCCGUGAAGGAAGGAAAAACAAGAAAGAAUCUAAAGAACCUCCUCCUAAACAAGAUGUUGUAGGUAAAACUCCACCUUCCUCCAGUGCAAGCACCCAGCCUCUACCAGAAACUCCAGUGCUUACCCGCUCUGCAGCCCAGACUCCACCAGCUGGUGUGACAGCGACUACUAGUGCUUCUUCUACUGUUAGUGCUCCAUCUGCAGCCACUGGAAGCCCUGUGAAAAAGCAGAGGCCUCUGCUGCCUAAGGAAACUGCCCCCGCUGUGCAGCGUGUAGUGUGGAAUUCUUCCAAUAAAUUUCAGACAUCGUCUCAGAAAUGGCACAUGCAGAAGGUGCAGAGACAGCAGCAACAGCAGCAGAGCCAGCAGUCUCAGUCACAGCAACCUCAGUCCUCUCAAGGGACAAGAUAUCAGACAAGACAAGCAGUUAAAGCUGUGCAGCAAAAAGAGAUCACCCAGAGCACUUCCACAUCAACUAUAACCUUGGUUACAAGUACUCAACCUAUUUCUAUGGUUACUAGUUCUGGAUCUGCAAGUACACUCUCUUCCUCAGUUAAUACAGACUUGCCAAUUGCAACAGCUUCAGCUGAUGUGGCUGCAGAUAUUGCUAAAUACACUAGCAAAAUGAUGGAUGCCAUCAAAGGAACAAUGACUGAAAUAUAUAAUGAUCUUUCAAAAAAUACUACUGGAAGUACAAUAGCUGAGAUUCGGCGUUUGAGGAUUGAGAUAGAAAAACUUCAAUGGUUACAUCAACAGGAACUCUCAGAAAUGAAGCAUAAUCUAGAACUGACAAUGGCUGAAAUGCGUCAGAGUCUAGAACAAGAACGAGAUCGUUUGAUUGCUGAGGUGAAGAAGCAGCUGGAACUGGAAAAGCAGCAAGCAGUGGAUGAAACUAAAAAGAAGCAGUGGUGUGCUAACUGCAAGAAAGAGGCCAUUUUUUAUUGCUGUUGGAAUACUAGCUACUGUGACUAUCCCUGCCAACAAGCUCACUGGCCUGAGCAUAUGAAAUCUUGCACACAGUCAGCUACUGCAACACAGCAAGAAACAGAUAAUGAAAUUAGCACAGAAACAUUAAAUAAAUCAUCCCAGCCCAGUUCAAGUGUGCAGCCUACACCCACGGAAACAGCCAGCACCCCUAAGGAAAAGGAAGGUUCAGCUGAUAAAAGCAAAGAGAGUGUUACAAUAGCAACAGGUGUGACAAGCAACCAGCCUAUAAAACUGGUCCAGGUACCGCAGACCACCACCUAUAUUCCAACUACUCAACCCACAAUUGUAAGUACAAUAUCAUCAUUUAAAGUCUGCAGUAGUGCUGUUCCUGGCAUUAAAAUUGCUCAGUAUUUCUGGGGGGUUGUCUCCGUCUGCUGUUUUAUCAAGAAAUGAAUUCACUGGUAUAGUCUCAACUUGCAGUGCAAAAUGUCCUAUUUUGCCAUGCAACAUUCCACCCUUUCAUUUCAUCAUUCAUUAUUACAAGGAUUCAGAAAUUGUCAUUAAGUAUAGCAAAAGCACUGAGGACAGUCAGACUUCCAUUUUACAUUAUUAUGUUAGUUAUUUGUCAGUGUCAUGUAUAUACUUGACCACAACAUCAAUGUAAAUAUAUAGAAUUCAUUUUAAAUAUCUUUUUGUCUAUGGUAUCCUAAAGAGAUUUAAUUAAUUCUUAGCUAUGCUUGAUAUUUCUGUGACAUCUCAGUAACUAUGAAAGAAAAUACGCAUUCAGCAGCAGCAUAUCCCCCAUGCAGUCCUGCACAUUAGCGUUACAAAAUUAUGAGAAAUGGCAUUGGAAUCAGACCUGGGUUUUUCCAUCAAAGACUUUACCAAGGACACUUGAAUUCCAUAGUGUCAGUCACAGGAGAUGGGACAGAAGUGAGUUUGAUUUUUGUAUUUUAUGCACCAGAAUAUCCCAUUCUUUCAGCUGGUCGUGUUCUGCAGUGCUUGCUUCAGAGUCAGCACUGCAUCUGAUCUGACAUUCUUCUUACCAAAAUGAGACCCGCUGAUACCGUGCUGCUCACUGAGCAGCAUGCCCUGUCUCUGGUGGGUUCAGCAGAGAAGCCCGUGUGUGGGUGACUGAAGUUAGAUAAUUUAUAACAACAACUAUGUAGUAAUUUAACAGUGUACCUUAAUCACACUGUGUUUGUGAGGCCUAAUUUGCUAUGGUAGUUACUCUGUCCUUCCCUCUCCUUGUGUACACACACCCACGUGCGCACCCCCACGCCCCACCCCCCAGCUGCAGGACACCUGCCUCUGUGUGUGUGUGUAUCUAUGGAUACACGCACACACACACACAUACAGUAUUUCAUAGCCAUUCUAUACCACAGAAACGCUCUUAGUGGGGAUCAUGACUUUUCACAUUCCUAGCAGCAUUUUAACUCAUUUUGUCUCAACUGAGAGCACUGUGCACCUUCACAGCAUUGGCCCUAAGUUGCUUGGACUGAAUUACCAUAACAACAAGUUUUUAUAUGUGUUUUAAAAUCAAAUAGCAAACAUCAAAGAUAUUAGGCUCUUUUGUGAAUAGCUGAGAGGUGGGAAGAUCAUCAGGUGGUUUUGUGUAAUAUUCAGAAAAAUGGCAGUUACCUUCAUGGGUUUUCUGUAAUACAAAGUGUAUUGAGUUAUGUAAAGCAUAAUUGGAACGUCCGAAAAGUUUCAACCUUUAUUUGUGCAUGUUUAAAACUUUGUACACAUUUGCAUUAGUCUUGCACAGCUACAGACACCUCUGUAUUCUAAUGACUGCACGUGCAAUUUAAAUAAUUUUAAACCUUAGUGCAUGUUUAAUAUGUAUGCAAAAUGUACAUAUGUGUAAAACUGGCAGAGGUGGAAAAUUUACCUCUCAGGGAAUGAUCUUAACACAUGUAAGGAGUCUCACACAUUCCAUAUCCUGAUCAGUAGAAGAACUGAAACUUAAUUUUUUCACUUGUGUAAGUGUGUAUAUUUAAAAGGCGACUGUGGCAACCUUAAUUUCCCCACCCGUAGUACUAAUAGCGACUUAUAAAAUGGCUUCUUUAGGGUUCAAUUUGCACUUUGUUUCCAACUAGGAAUUCCUUCCUCUGAACAACAUCCACUAUAUCUUCUGGGUACCAUUUCCAUGGGACCCUGUGUACACAUCUGAAAUCAUUACAAAAUGGCAGCAAUCUUGAAUUUAUUUAGCAAAUUGGUUCCAUAUUUGGUUUUUUUUAUUCUUUCUGCAGUUAAAAUAAUGUAAAAAUAUAAAUUCAUCGUCUUUGCAUUCCAGGGAACAGAAUGAGUAGGCUUCUGGAAGGCAUAGACUUUCUCACAAAGGAGCUGAUAAACACUCUAGGCUGGAAUCCAUCUCAGUAGGGAUACUCACAAUCUUUGUUGAAUACCAUUAAGACACUAAUGUGGUUUCUUAAAACAGUGUGGGGAAACAUUGGGCUCCAGUGAACUUGUAUUUCUUCUUCCAUGUUCUCUCUGGAAUGUCACACCACCAUCAGGGGAAGAUCUGUGCAUCCCUUUCAGAUUCCUCAAAAUCUCACUUCCUGUUUCUUCCACAACAUAUUGUGAACUGAAAUGGAUGCGUGCGUUUGAUCACCGGUUGUGCAUCACGGAAUUGUACCAAAACAUACUUGCAGUUUGUAUGGUGUAGGCAUUUCUAGACUUUCUCACGCUUCUGCAGGAAGGUUCAGAUACAGACUUAAGAUUCAAUAAAUCCUUUUCCAGAUCUUCCAGAGUGAUGUGACGGUGACCAGAUUGUUUAACAUUCUCGUGCCUUUGUCUCUGCAUCUGUAGAAUCAAUGACCACCUGUAGAGAUGUCCUGAAACUUCAUUUGUUGAGAUUUAUAAAUCAUGAUCUGUAUGAUGGAAGUGAAAAACUUAUUCUAUAUUAAUAUUUUUACAGGGUGUAUAAGGCAGUUCCCAGUAAUGCUGAUGUUUUUGUUAUUGAUUUGUGCAAAAGUUAACUUAAGUACUUUUUUGUUCAGAUGGUUGUUCUUUGUUCUGUGUAGACUGAAUGCAUGGGGGAGUUCCUUUUGGGGAAAAAGAUUUAAGUAAUGUGUAACAAGGAUAUACUUAUAAACAAGGGUAUUUUUGUACUCCAGUUUGAUUUGUCAAAACUUUUUCAAAUUACAAAGGAUUUUCUUAGCCCUUUUUCCUCUUCCCGUGUAUUAGUUUGGGGAAAAUACAUAACUGGAUGUAACUAUGAAAACCUAACUCUCCAAGCACAGCCCGAGUGGGUACAGUACAUACAGGACCACCUGUCCCUGUAAUUACAUAGUAGUAGUAAUAAUAAGACAGAAAAACUCUUGGCUAUAGGAAAGUAAUACACUACUUUCUACCCUGGAAUGAGGUCAUAUUGCGGUAAUAAAGGUAUUAAUUCUCGCACAAAAUUGGAACUUGUUCUGGAUUUUCCCUGGAAAAAAAAAAAAUCUCUAUUUCUGUGGUCAUGUUUAUGUGACCUUUAACAUAACAAUAUGUUUCUCUUGGUUUUAAUCCACAGACCAUUCCUGUAGUGGUAAGUCCUUCUGCUGGGACAGUGGCAAUGAGAACUGGAGUUCAGUAUGUUCAGACCACAAUGCCAGUCCAAGUACGAAGAGUCUAACUGCUAACGAGAAGUCCAUACAAUUGUUGGAAUAAAUAAAUUAAUAGAAAUGUGAAAAAUAAACAGAGUUCUUUGGAUUAACCUCAAAGGUUCAGACUUUAGCUUUGUAUAUGUGUACAAAGCAUUAACUACACUACAUUAAUGUAAAGCAUUAGCGCUGGCUUAGAAAAGCUGAGGACAGGUAAGAUCCAUAUUAAAUCUAUGCUUCUUUUGUAAAUAAUGUACAAUUUGUGGAUGUCAUUAGAGUACCAUCUCCUUUUUAUAUUUGUAUUGACUUUAACUUAUAAAGAGCGUUUGAAGUUGGAAAAGGAAGGUUUAAACCAGCCUUAUCACAAGCUAACACUGAAAACUGGUCUUGGGAAACUGCAGUUAUGCAUCAAAUAAUAUAAUCAUGAGAAUCUGAACAACUUGAUUUGCAUUUGGAUUGAAAAAAAAAAAAAUUCUGCACUUUCAAACUCUUGUAGGAUUUCUUUGGGCAACCAAGUGAUGAAGGGUAUCUUUUCAGUUAAUUGUAUUAGGCAAAUUAUAAUAUUUCCAGUCUGUGGACCUGAGAUACAUAAAGAUUUACAUUGUUUUUUACAAUGACCAGACUGUUAACAUUUAUAUUGUUUACAGGUUAAGUUAAAAUUUCAUUCAGUCCGAUAUCAGAAAAGUUGGAAAGCGUAAUACCCGCUGGUUGUAGCGGAAUUUCAGAUCAUUGAUAACAAUGAUUGAGAAAAGUAAAGUUUUUUCCUAUGCUUCACAGUUCAGUUUUCUUUUAAAAUCCUCCAAAAGGACUUUGAAAAGCUUUUUGAAUGGAACAAGAACUAGGUGUGGAGAAAAACAUGGAUCGGGAAACAUGGGCAAAGGACUUUUGAUGCUGGGCCAGAGCAUGUAUUAUUUAUAUGAUGGAUUUAUGUUUUUAUGUAAGCAUGAUACAGUACAGUAUGAGAGAAAGUAACCCCUGAAAAUGCUGUCUGUUACACUUAUACUGUAGUACCAUUUUGUAUGUUGUGUAAAACGAAAGCAUUGAACAAAGCAAAGGUGAUGUAUGUAUAUGAGAAAAUUAAUUGUAUGAUAUCAUUCCAGUACAUUGUUGUACAUUUUAGUCAUGUUGAUUUCUCCCAUUGUUUAUAAAAGAAUGCGGUUUGUACAGUCUCCAGCUAGUACCCAUAUUAGAGGGAAAGGAGUAUUAGAGAAAAAAAGCGAGAACAGAAUAUUCGUGAAUUGCAGUUGUGUUAAAAAUAGCCUAGCUGGCCUUAUUUGUGAAGCAUAAUUGCUUUUAGCAUAUGGAAGUAUUUUUUCACAUUUUCUUUGUAUAAAAUUUGUAUUAAACUUAAAUAUCUUUUUUGACAA
Messenger RNA from Grus americana (Whooping crane), 8416 nucleotides. It is a transcript of the gene ZMYND8, whose product is annotated as zinc finger MYND-type containing 8. Gene Ontology annotation, biological process: regulation of DNA-templated transcription. Gene Ontology annotation, molecular function: protein binding. The transcript has 22 exons. The record is from RefSeq and is a predicted model, not a curated record. The coding region runs from base 316 to 3915 and encodes 1199 amino acids. NCBI's taxonomy places the organism in Eukaryota, Metazoa, Chordata, Aves, Gruiformes, Gruidae.